Corythoichthys intestinalis (scribbled pipefish) is the source of this 1910-nucleotide messenger RNA. It is a transcript of the gene nkap, whose product is annotated as NFKB activating protein. The record is from RefSeq and is a predicted model, not a curated record. Gene Ontology annotation, biological process: regulation of gene expression. Gene Ontology annotation, cellular component: nucleus. The transcript is spliced from 9 exons. Bases 132 to 1301 code for a protein of 389 amino acids. Lineage: Eukaryota; Metazoa; Chordata; Actinopteri; Syngnathiformes; Syngnathidae. Gene Ontology annotation, molecular function: chromatin binding.
CGAGAGCCCGUCACGAUCGCGUCAGGACGACCGGAAAUGACGUAAAACACGGAAACGGAAAUGAAUUUCACAAACAAGAAGAAGCGACAUUCGCCUGUUAUCCAACCUCUUUGACGCCAUCCGCUUCAGUCAUGCCACAGUUGAGUCGUCAGGGCUCUCGCAGUCCCCGGCACUUUCGAACCCGUUCUCGCUCCCGCAGCCGAGAGAGGAGUGUAUCUCCGGACAGCUUCGGACCCAAGCUACCGAGGCCACGAGACAGGGACCGUGAGCGACAGGAACGGGAGCAUCGGCUUAGGGAGGCGAAGACCCUCAAGCGGAUCCGAAUCGGAAGCCCCCGUCGCAGUCGAUCCCGAUCCCGCGAAAGGUACAGUGGCAGCGGCCCAAAUCACAACCGCUGGUCGGAGCAGAGGGAAGCUUCGUGGAGGCACGGCGGCCCCAGAGACGAUUUUUAUCAUGACCAGCAGAGAGACGAUGCCCAUAGACAGAGACAAGAAGAACUCAUGGCAAGGCGGCUGAAGGAGCGAGAGAGGAUCGGCGAGCAAGGUUGUCCUGAAGUAUGGGGGUAUUCGCCGAGAGUGAAAGAAGAGGACUCUGAUGAAUUCACACCUGUCGAAGAUGAUGGAAAAUAUAUCAGCUCGGCGUCAAAUUCUGAAGAUGAAAAGAGAAAGAAAAAGAAGAAGAAAUCCAAAAAGAAAAAGCACAAGAAGCAGUCGGACAGCGGCUUGGAGUCAGAUGCUGAUGAGGACAAAGGGAAGAAGAAGAACAAGAAAAAGAAGAGCAAAAAAUCCAAGAAGUCCAAGAAGAAGAAGGCAAGAAAGAGCCGACAGUCUUCAAGUGACUCCAGCAGUGGAGAGUCUGAGGAAGAGGAGGAAACUGGCGAGGUCAUGUGGGUUGAGAAAGGCUCUGCCGAAGACAAUCUGGUGGGACCUGAAGCGCCGCUCACGCUCCUGUCUCAGGAUGAGAAACCUUUAGAUUUUGGUCACGCCUUGCUGCCAGGUGAAGGCGCAGCCAUGGCGGAGUACGUUAAAGCCGGAAAGCGUAUUCCAAGAAGAGGAGAAAUUGGCCUGACGAGCAACGAGAUUGCAGACUUUGAGAAAUCGGGAUACGUGAUGAGCGGCAGCAGACAUCGCCGCAUGGAGGCUGUGCGUCUGCGAAAGGAAAACCAGAUUUACAGCGCCGACGAGAAGAGAGCGCUAGCCUCCUUCAAUCAGGAGGAACGGCGGAAAAGGGAGAGCAAGAUCCUGUCCAGUUUCAAAGAGAUGGUCUACAGGAAGACCAAAGGGAAAGAGGACAAGCCCUGAUAAUGAUUUUGAGAAUGACCUUUGGAAGCUGUUAUGUAAAUACUCUACUUUUUUGUAAGAUAGCUCAAUUAUUUGCUUUCGUUUAUUGUUUUCAUGUGGCGAAUCGGAGCUAAUAAAAGGUGUUUUUUCUUUGCAACAACUCUGUAACGCUGAAAUGCCUUGUAGUAUGACUCUGUAGAGAAAAUUACCGACAAAAUAUGACCCGCGCAUAAAAUGAAAAUGCAUAAUCGUAAAAGAAAAUCAGGCCUUUGUUGCCGCUCAAACCACACCCUCCUAAACAUUAAUCAAAUACUACUAGAACAACCUAAAAACUGCUGCUACUUUGCCUAGCAACUUUCUUAUGCCUACAGAUUCCUGUGUUUUUGAGCCAAAAAACUUAGCACAACAUCGCACGUAGUCAGAAUAUAUGUCCAUGAACAUACAGUAAGUGCUGUGAGGCACAUCAACUUGUCUUUCCUUGCCUAAAAGCGUUUUCCACCUGUAAACAAACGGAAAAAAAACUUGUUACACUUGCAUUUAGGUGAUGACAUAAUUGUACCAUGCUACACGUACUGAUUAGCAACAGGCUUGCAGCAGAUACCGUAGUUGUAGGAAAUAAUAUUAAAGAUC